AUGACUUCGGCUGCUGUGCAAAUUCUAUCAAUGCAAUCCCACGAAAGUGGUAUUAAACCAUAUUUUGAGCAAAAAAUUCAAGAAACAGAGUUAAAAAUCCGUGCUAAAACAGAUAAUCUGAAAAGAUUGGAAGCACAAAGAAAUUCAUUAAAUGAGAGAGUUCGUUUCAUUAAAGAUGAGUUACGUUUAUUACAAGAACCAGGUUCCUAUGUUGGUGAAGUUCUUAAAGUUGUGUCCGAUAAGAAAGUGCUAGUUAAAGUUCAACCUGAAGGUAAAUAUAUCGUUGAUGUGGCCAAGGAUAUCAACGUUAAAGAUUUGAAAGUUUCACAAAGAGUAUGUUUGAAGAGUGACUCCUAUAUGUUACAUAAGAUAUUGGAAAACAAGGCAGAUCCAUUAGUCUCGUUGAUGAUGGUGGAAAAAGUUCCAGAUUCCACAUAUGACAUGGUUGGUGGUUUGACAAAACAAAUUAAAGAAAUUAAAGAAGUCAUUGAAUUGCCUGUGAAGCAUCCUGAACUUUUUGAAAGUUUGGGUAUUGCACAGCCAAAGGGUGUUAUUCUUUAUGGACCACCGGGUACUGGUAAGACGUUACUUGCCAGAGCUGUUGCACAUCAUACUGACUGUAAAUUUAUCAGGGUGAGUGGUGCAGAAUUAGUUCAAAAAUAUAUUGGUGAAGGUUCCAGAAUGGUUCGUGAAUUAUUCGUAAUGGCCAGAGAACACGCACCAUCCAUCAUUUUCAUGGACGAAAUUGAUUCCAUUGGUUCCAGCCGUGUAGAAAGCGGUUCUGGGGGUGGUGAUUCCGAAGUCCAAAGAACCAUGUUGGAAUUAUUGAAUCAAUUAGACGGGUUCGAAACGUCAAAGGAUAUCAAAAUUAUCAUGGCCACAAAUAGAUUAGAUAUUCUAGACCCUGCAUUGUUGAGACCCGGUAGAAUAGAUAGAAAGAUUGAAUUUCCACCACCAACAGUUGCGGCAAGAACAGAAAUUUUAAGAAUCCAUUCCAGAAAGAUGAACUUGACGCGUGGUAUUAAUCUAAGAAAGAUAGCAGACAAGAUGAAUGGCUGUUCAGGUGCCGAUGUGAAAGGUGUCUGCACAGAAGCCGGUAUGUAUGCAUUGAGAGAAAGAAGAAUACAUGUGACACAAGAGGAUUUCGAACUCGCUGUCGGUAAAGUCAUGAACAAGAACCAAGAAACUGCCAUCUCCGUCGCAAAACUGUUCAAGUAG
Kazachstania africana CBS 2517 is the source of this 1218-nucleotide messenger RNA. It is a transcript of the gene RPT6, whose product is annotated as proteasome regulatory particle base subunit RPT6. Gene Ontology annotation, cellular component: proteasome regulatory particle, base subcomplex. The transcript has a single exon. Gene Ontology annotation, biological process: proteasome-mediated ubiquitin-dependent protein catabolic process. The record is from RefSeq and is a predicted model, not a curated record. The coding region runs from base 1 to 1218 and encodes 405 amino acids. Gene Ontology annotation, molecular function: ATP hydrolysis activity; proteasome-activating activity; ATP binding. NCBI's taxonomy places the organism in Eukaryota, Fungi, Ascomycota, Saccharomycetes, Saccharomycetales, Saccharomycetaceae.